AUGUUAAGCUUGUAAUGUCAAAGUAACUAGAAGGGACAACCUAUUAAAGCAUAUUAAUAACAUACACAAAAAAGUUAAACGAUUUUAAUGCAAUAUCUAUUUGAAUUAAAUAGUCACAUAAAAAUGAAGCAUUUGAAUUCAAAAAAUGAUUAAAUGAUGCAAAAUAAAAGACUAGCACAAGAUGCUGAUAUUGACUAUGACAAGGAAGUAUUGAAGUCUUUCCUCAAUAAGUUCAUUCAAUGCCACUAAAAGGAAUUCUUUUGA
Molecule: messenger RNA, 264 nt
Organism: Stylonychia lemnae
Lineage: Eukaryota; Ciliophora; Spirotrichea; Sporadotrichida; Oxytrichidae
Source: the annotation of a GenBank genome assembly